AUGCCCCCAUUUCUCCCAGUCGCCCCAGCUGACAAGGGUGUCAGGCGGAUCUGUAAGCUGACGGAGGACGGCCUAUCGGGGAAGGACCUGACCAUGUUCUGGUUCACCAAGUGGAUCCAACCACUGGAACAUCGAGAUCGCUUGAUGUACCAAUACACGGGGCGCAACGACACCAUGCGCGCCUCCAAGGACAACCUCUCCUCCGAUGCCCUAGACAAGCAGAUCCGGGUGAUGAUCAAAAUUCCGCAUGACGUUCGCUCUCACGUGUGUAAUAUUGACAUUCAGACAGGUGGCGCCGGCACCACGCUUGAAGCCCUCGAGGAAAAGGAUCUCGGAACUUUAACCCAAGUUCCGCACUCCGGCAACACCAACCCGGAGGCCGCAUCGGACACGGAGGCCCCUGAAGCUCCUGCUCCUGCUAAACGAAAGAGGGUUGAAACCUCCGGCCCAGCUUCGAAACGUUCACGUGAAGCUGCAAGCGCUGCGGCCACCCGGAAAGCCGAGAAGGAAAAGCAGCGCCUCAAACAGAUUGACUCCAGCAAGCACUCACAACCGAACAUCGAGCAAUUUUUCCUUGCGCACUCUUCCGGAAGCAAUCCCCCUAAGAAUCCCAAGAAGAAGUCCAAGCCUUCACCUGCCUGCAUGUCAAUUACUCCGGAAGUGGGGGUUCCGCCCAAGGCCACCUCUUCCACGGCUCAAAACCCGGAAGACAUCAUCAACAUUGAUGAUAUUCCGGAGGAACCUACCGCAGAAUCUGACAAGGGCGCCUCCUCAUCCCAACCUAUGCCGGAAGACACCAACGUUACCUUGGCUGAAGCUACGGCUAAUGAUGUCAAAAAAAAGUUGUUGCUGAGCGGUGCGACUGUGUGGGUGAACCCGGAGUCAGAGCAAAAGUAUCUAACGGCGCUCGAGGGCAGCCUCAGAACCUUCUUCGCCAAGCACAAGCACCUGCACCUGAACACCCGUAAGCUUCACGAAGAUCUGCGUACGAUGGUGCUGGAGCAGAAGGCGAAGAUCGAGGGGCUGCACAAAAGGGAUGCGGAGAGACAGAAGGUGAUAUCGUUCCUCGAGACCCAUCUGAGAGACAGCGAGGAACAACUUGCCAAGCGUCCUUCUAUUGAUGACAUCUCCGCCCAGCUCGAGGUGCUAAAGGCCGAGCACGCCUCCCUCAAGAAUUUCCUCAAGGAAUCUUCUGAGAAAGAAACCAAAGAAAAGAGGUAA
Lolium perenne is the source of this 1221-nucleotide messenger RNA. NCBI's taxonomy places the organism in Eukaryota, Viridiplantae, Streptophyta, Magnoliopsida, Poales, Poaceae. The record is from RefSeq and is a predicted model, not a curated record.